AUGGCGCAGAAAAUCCUCCAAGCAGGCCUGUCGGCCGGCAUGUCCGCCGUCUCCGGCAUGCACUCGUCGAAACCUGAUCCAGUGCCCGCCGAGUACGACGGGCUGAAACACCUCGUCCCCGAAUCCUUCACUCCCGAGCUCUCGACGCGACACACCCUUCGCGGCAAGGACGGGCAAGAUGUCCCCAUCCCGCCGAUCAUCUGGGGUGCCUGGUCGUGGGGCGACACCAGCACCUUCCACUGGUCAGACGAUGAACUGCCAGCGCUGCGCGCGGCGUGGCAAGAAUGCCUGAAGAGGGGUAUGACCUUCGUCGACACGGCGCAAGUCUACGGCAGCGGCAAGAGCGAAGAGAUCCUCGGCGACCUGAUCAACAAGCACAGUGGCAGCGUCCCGCGCAACAAGAUCAUCGUGCAGACGAAAUGGCUCCCCAACGUCACGGACGGGGCUACCAACGUCAUCCACCCGGUCGACGCACCGCUCAAGCAGCUCCGCAAGACGCUCGAGCGGAUGCACCUCGACUACAUCGACUGCUACCUCGUGCACGGGCACGUGCACGUCAGUUCGAUCGCGCAGGUGGCCAAGGGCCUCGCGAAGUGCGUGGAGGAGGGGUUGACCCGCACGGUCGGCGUAGCGAAUUACUCCGUGGACGACAUGUUGAAGAUGAAGGAGGCCUUGGCCGAGCAUGGCGUGCCCUUGGCGACGAACCAGUGCGAGUAUUCGAUCCUGCGCCGCAUGCCGGAGUUGGAGGGCAUGUUGGAGGCGUGCAAGCAGCACAGGAUCGUGUUCCAGUCGUAUUCGUCCGUCGCGCAGGGGCGGCUGACCGGCAAGUACACGAAGGAUAACCCGCCGCCGAAGGAGUAUCGGUUCAGCAAGUACGACAUGGAGCACGUGGAGCCGGUGUUGCAGGUGCAGCGGCGGUUGGCACAGAAAUAUAACGUCAGCGUCACUGCCGUGGCGCUGAACUGGAACAUUCUCAAAGGGGCAGUGCCGGUGGUGGGGAUGAGGAAAGAGAGUCAGGCUCUCGAGGACAUGCAGGCUCUAGGGUGGAGAUUGACUCGCGAAGAGGUCGCCGAGCUGGACAAGCUGGGAUUCCAGGGUAAGAAGACCAAGCUAUGGCAGCAGGGAUGA
Messenger RNA from Cladophialophora yegresii CBS 114405, 1128 nucleotides. RefSeq lists its product as uncharacterized. NCBI's taxonomy places the organism in Eukaryota, Fungi, Ascomycota, Eurotiomycetes, Chaetothyriales, Herpotrichiellaceae. The transcript has a single exon. The coding region runs from base 1 to 1128 and encodes 375 amino acids. The record is from RefSeq and is a predicted model, not a curated record.